CGGCGGGGCUGCGGCACGGGCCGGGCGGCACCAUGGCGGCGGCGGCGCUUGGUGCUGCGGCGGCUUCUUCCCAGGCGCCGGCGGCCACGGCGACGGCAGAGCCCGGGGCCGGCGACGAGGACAGUCGCGAGGUCCGAGUGCUGCAGAGCCUGCGGGGCAAGAUAUGUGAAGCGAAAAAUUUAUUGCCAUAUCUUGGACCCAACAAAAUGAGAGAUUGUUUCUGCACUAUAAAUUUGGAUCAGGAAGAAGUUUAUCGUACCCAAGUUGUUGAAAAAUCUUUAAGCCCAUUUUUCAGUGAAGAAUUUUACUUUGAGAUUCCAAGAACUUUCCAGUAUUUGUCUUUCUAUGUUUAUGAUAAGAAUGUUUUACAAAGAGACCUUCGUAUAGGAAAAGUAGCCAUCAAAAAAGAAGACUUGUGUAACCACAGUGGCAAAGAAACUUGGUUUUCACUACAGCCUGUGGACUCCAAUUCAGAGGUUCAGGGUAAAGUUCACCUUGAAUUAAAACUGAAUGAACUGAUAACAGAGAAUGGAACUGUUUGCCAGCAGCUUGUUGUACACAUCAAGGCAUGCCAUGGGUUGCCUCUCAUAAAUGGACAAAGCUGUGACCCUUAUGCAACAGUUUCUCUAGUGGGCCCUUCUAGGAAUGACCAAAAGAAGACAAAAGUAAAGAAGAAAACAAGCAAUCCGCAGUUUAAUGAAAUCUUUUAUUUUGAGGUAACCAGAUCCAGUAGUUACACCAGAAAGUCACAGUUCCAGGUAGAAGAGGAGGACAUUGAAAAGCUAGAAAUUAGGAUCGACUUGUGGAACAAUGGAAACCUGGUCCAAGAUGUUUUCUUAGGUGAGAUUAAGGUUCCUGUGAAUGUGUUAAGAAAUGAUUCUUCUCAUCAAGCCUGGUACUUGCUACAACCAAGAGACAAUGGAAACAAGUCAUCUAAAACUGAUGACCUGGGGUCUCUUCGAUUAAAUAUAUGUUAUACAGAAGACUAUGUGCUUCCUUCAGAGUAUUAUGGUCCUUUGAAAACUUUGCUGCUAAAAUCACCAGAUGUUCAGCCGAUAUCUGCCUCAGCUGCUUACAUUCUGGGUGAAAUAUGUCGAGAUAAGAAUGAUGCUGUUUUGCCCCUUGUACGACUGCUGCUGCACCAUGACAGACUUGUUCCUUUUGCCACUGCGGUGGCUGAGUUGGACUUGAAGGAUACACAAGAUGCAAACACAAUUUUUAGAGGAAACUCCUUGGCUACCCGAUGUCUGGAUGAGAUGAUGAAAAUAGUGGGAGGGCACUACCUGAAAGUAACAUUAAAACCUAUUUUAGAUGAGAUAUGUGAAUCCUCAAAAUCCUGUGAAAUUGAUCCUAUUAAAUUGAAAGAGGGAGAUAAUGUAGAAAAUAACAAGGAGAAUCUACGCUACUAUGUAGACAAGUUAUUCAGCACAAUUGUAAAGUCAAGUAUGAGCUGCCCCACUGUAAUGUGCGAUAUCUUUUAUUCUCUAAGACAAAUGGCUACUCAGAGAUUUCCUAAUGACCCUCAUGUUCAGUAUUCUGCCGUGAGCAGCUUUGUAUUUCUUCGUUUCUUUGCUGUAGCCGUAGUAUCACCUCAUACUUUUCAUUUGCGACCUCAUCAUCCAGAUGCACAGACAAUUAGAACAUUGACUCUUAUCUCAAAAACCAUUCAAACUUUGGGAAGCUGGGGGAGUCUGUCCAAAAGCAAGUCAAGUUUCAAAGAGUCAUUCAUGUGUGAGUUUUUCAAAAUGUUUCAAGAAGAAGGAUAUAUUAUAGCAGUUAAAAAGUUCUUGGAUGAAAUUUCAUCUACUGAAACUAAAGAGUCCAGUGGUACGAGUGAGCCUGUGCACCUGAAAGAAGGUGAGAUGUAUAAAAGAGCUCAGGGAAGAACUCGGAUUGGAAAAAAGAAUUUCAAGAAACGGUGGUUCUGCUUAACAAGCAGAGAGCUCACCUACCACAAACAGCCAGAGUUCAUUGAACGCAAAGAUGCAAUUUAUACAAUUCCAGUGAAAAACAUUCUUGCUGUGGAAAAACUGGAAGAGAGCUCUUUCAACAAGAAAAAUAUGUUCCAAGUAAUACAUACGGAGAAACCACUCUACGUCCAGGCAAAUAAUUGUGUAGAAGCUAAUGAAUGGAUAGAUGUGCUCUGCAGGGUGAGCCGAUGCAAUCAGAACAGGCUCAGUUCUUAUCAUCCCUCUGCGUAUCUAAACGGAAGCUGGCUCUGCUGUCAGGAGACCAGUGAAAAUGCUCACGGCUGCAAGCCAUGUACUGCAGGUGUCCCUGCAGACAUCCAAAUAGAUAUCGAUGAAGACAGAGAAACAGAAAGAAUUUAUUCCCUUUUUACUCUCAGUUUACCUAAGCUACAGAAAAUGGAAGAGGCUUGUGGAACUAUAGCAGUCUAUCAAGGACCACAGAAAGAGCCUGAUGAUUAUUCUAACUUUGUAAUCGAGGAUUCUGUAACAACCUUUAAGACAAUUCAGCAAGUAAAAAGCAUCAUAGAGAAGCUAGAUGAACCUCAUGAAAAGUAUAGGAAGAAAAGAUCAAGUAGUGCAAAAUAUGGGAGCAAGGAAAAUCCAAUUGUUGGGAAAACAUCUUAGAGUUUGGCCAAUUGAUUCAGAAGAACUGGAAAAUAUUAUUUUUGUUGGAGUUUUUCAAUUCAUCAUAUAUUUUGUUCAUAGUAUUUAAGAAUGAACAUUGGCUUCAAUGUCAUCUGUAUUCACAUUGUAUUUAAUAUUUAAUAAUUGAAAUUAACUCUUUGGGAAUCCUGGUAUUGAUGUAUUACUAGAGAAUUUGAAACCCAAGAUUCCCUUCAUAUCUUAUGUGUUAAAAGCCAUGUUUCUGCCACUUCUUUUUAAUAGAAAGAAUCUUCCUAAAGAAGCUUUGUAACAAAAGGAGAACUCCUCCAUAGCAAGAAACCAUCUCUUCUUGUAACACUGCGUGUUCUGUGGACUUCUCACUACCAUUAGUGCCUGCUCUAUACUGCCAAUAUUGUGUUUUACUAGAGAAUCCCAACCCAUGACAAUCCAGAGUUUCCAUUUCGUUCUUCCAGACCUUCCCUCUUUAAAAAAGAAAAAAGGGAUUUUCCCCUAGUCCAUUAGUCAUUGCAGAUUAUGUUAGGGACAGUGACAGAAACUUUGGAAAACUGCCAGAGCAUCCUUGGAAGUUAGUAGAUCAUUUUGCCUAUUUAAAGAUGUAAACAGAACUCAGACAGGAGGAAUCAGGGAACGUGUACUAUUUUGUGCAGCUUGUUUACAUUUGGGAGAGUGAUGGCAGAUGAAAUAAAAUGAGACCACUAAAUUUUUUUCAUUGUUUUAAAUAUCAGGUACUCAUUUUCUUGAUUUGAGAGUUCAGGUUAACAUGAUUCUAAGAACAUCUCUUCUGAAAAGGAAGAGAGUAUAGAGUGAAAGAAGGUGGUGGGAAAAUCACUUGACUUCACCAUUACUCCACAUUGUUCUAAGGGUCACCAUCAGGAUGCCCUCCUCCUGUGGGAGGUUGAGAACUAACUCAGAACAGUCACUCGGCGCACUUUAACCCUCUGGGCUGCCCAGAGUCUACUUCAGAUACCCCGUGGUGUCUAAUCUUAUGAUCAGUUGAAUGAUCAGUGUUUAAGUCUAGAAAUAGUACUUUCCUGAAAAUGUUUAUAUCUCGUUGCUGUUUCCUUAUGGCCUCCCAGCCAAAUGGAAUUUGGGCAGGCAACUGUUGGAAUCUUAUUUUUCCCUAAUAAUUUACUUUUAUCCUAAAAACCAUAACUGUAAAUAAGCAGUCGAAGCAAGUUGCCACCUUGAUGUUAAGAGGGAUAUACUUUGCUUCAUCAGUAUUAAAACCGUGGUACUCUUAUUUUGUCUUUUUAAAUUCAGAACAUUUUCUAGAUGUGGUACUUUGAACCUUGGAGUAUUUACACGUGUUUCUGUUUAAAACUGUGACUUAUUAAUGUAAGUCUAGCUAGCCAUGCUAUUUUUGUUUCCCUGAGCAUAAGCUAUAUUUCAAGACACAGUUUGCCACUUAUGUUAUUGGUGAGUAAUUGUUUUUAAAUUAUAUUUUACUAGGUAAUUAUUUUUAAAGACCAUUGACACACAAUCAGAAUUUUUCCAUAAAUGAUUAUAACUGAGCAAUGUAUUUCUCUAAAUGACUUGUAGAAAUCAGUUGGUUUUAUUUAAGAAUCAGUGCUCGUCUGCAUUAUGGUAGGUUAUUCCUGGACCAUUUUGAAGACAAGUUUGAAAGAGUCCUUUAAAUUUUAUGAAUUUUAGAUUCCAUAAACUACACUGAUUUAUAAAUGUGAAAGAAUUUAACCAUUUAAUAAAUUUCUCAUUGUUGAAUUUGA
This is a messenger RNA of Equus caballus (horse), 4318 nucleotides long. It is a transcript of the gene RASA2, whose product is annotated as RAS p21 protein activator 2. The record is from RefSeq and is a predicted model, not a curated record. Lineage: Eukaryota; Metazoa; Chordata; Mammalia; Perissodactyla; Equidae. Gene Ontology annotation, molecular function: phospholipid binding; GTPase activator activity. Gene Ontology annotation, biological process: intracellular signal transduction; negative regulation of Ras protein signal transduction; regulation of GTPase activity.